This is a messenger RNA of Acaulospora colombiana, 3624 nucleotides long. Lineage: Eukaryota; Fungi; Glomeromycota; Glomeromycetes; Diversisporales; Acaulosporaceae. The record is from the annotation of a GenBank genome assembly.
UUCAAGAGUGAAACGGGUAGAAUGUAUAGAGUCAUGGAUUGCGCUGGUGGCACCGAACCAGAAUCACUAUUCGUCACCCUUGGCUCUGGUUCGACGCAUUUGCAGAGAAUUAUCGAACGUGCUCAAUACUUACGGCAAGUUGUUGCGCCCCAAGAAAAAUUUAAGGUUGGCAUAUUGAAGAUUAGGGUGUAUAGACCAUGGUCAGAAAAAUGCUUUUUGGAUAGUCUUCCGAAGACGGUUAAGAAUGUUGUCGUAUUGGAGCAAGUGGUCGCCCGCACAACCAAAUGGAAACCCUUAUACCUUGAUGUGGUUGCCGCUUUUCAGAAUCGCUCACACUGGACAAAUCAGGUCCCUUUGGUUACGAGCGGUCAGUACGGCGAGUUUGAUGAUACCACCAUCGAUUUUGAUGUGAAGGCAUUACUAGAGAAUCUUUCGGCAAUCGAAUCACGCCGAGAUCUUGUCAUCGGAAAGUCGUCGAAUCAAAAAUUAAACGGUGCAAAUGGGACAACCAUUUCAACCGAUACCUUCCCAGCCUUGGAAAAACCCUAUUUUAACAUGUUGGGCGAAAUAUUUGCGGACAGAUUGUUUAUCGCAAACGCUAUCUCGAAACCUAAUGUCGGCCAUCCAGAUAUCAUAAAAUCGACUCCAGAAUUCGGAUUUGGUGUUUUGCUCGCAAAACUUCAGAAACGUGCAGAAUUGGCCGAAAGAGUUUCACAGGUGAUCAAGGACACAUCUAUUACAUUAUCCGAGCCCUUACUCAAAUCGUUAUCACAAUGGCUCCUUCAUAAGGAUGAUGCGAAGAAAUCCAAGGAAUUCGGGAAUGCAGCCAUCGAACAUCUUGAAAAACUGUACAAGAAAAAUUCGUCCCUCGAAGAAAUUUACAAUCAAAGGGAGCUAUUCGUUAAACCGGCUAAUUGGCUUAUCGGUUCGGAUGCUUGGAUGUAUGAUAUAGGUGGAUCUGGAGUUCAUCAUGUUAUUUCCUCGGGGAAAGAUGUUAAUCUCUUAAUCAUCGACUCUCAACCUUACACCUCGCGUGCCGCGUCCGACCCGGAGAAGCGUAAGAAGGAUAUCGGUCUGUAUGCAAUGAAUUAUGGAAAUGUUUACGUGGCAUCAGUCGCCGUCUACUCUUCCUACACUCAGGUCUUGCACGCACUGAUAGAAGCUGAGGGAUACCGGGGUCCCUCAAUCGUACUGGCGUAUUUACCUUACGACAGUGAAGAUGAUAGUACCAUCAAAGUAUUGAAGGAGACAAAGUUGGCGAUCGACACCGGUUAUUGGCCCUUGUAUCGGUGGAAUCCUGCAUUGGAAAAAGAAGGUAAAGAACCUUUCACACUAGAUUCCGAGAAAAUUAAACGAGAGCUUCAAGAGUUCUUGGACAGAGAAAACCUUCUCACGCAACUUACGAAUUCUCAACCGGAACUUUCCACCGUAUUAACGAACUCCCUUGAGUCGGAGGUGAAAUCACGACAAAAAUCUCUCGCGGCAUCAGCAUACGAAAAGCUCAUGAACGGUUUAACUGGACCAUCGCUCUUGAUCCUAUUUGGAUCGGACAAUGGUAACGCAGAGGGUCUGGCCAAGAGAUUGCACGCAGGCGCCAAGGCACGUAGCGUAAACUCCCGAUCUGGACAAGGAGAGUUCCCGCAAAAUGCUCGCGAGUUCUGGAAGACGAUAUCUACGACCACUGAACUCUCUUUUUCGGAGACGCAAUUUGCGGUGUUUGGUCUUGGUGAUAGCAAAUAUUGGCCGCGACAAGAGGAUGCGAUUUAUUACAAUAAGCCCGGAAAAGAUUUGUAUAGCCGUUUGAAGAUUUUGGGUGGAAAUGAGUUACUGGAUCUUGGAUUGGGGGAUGAUCAGGAUGAUGACGGGUAUGAGACCGCCUUCCAGGCGUGGGAGCCUGAACUUUGGAAGGCUCUCGGGGUGGAACUAGUCGGAAACGUAGAACGCAAGAAGACGGACGAUGAUAUGAAACAUGAAUCGAAUUUUUUGAGAGGUACAAUUGCAGAGGGACUCGAAGAUACGUCAACUGGAGCGUUGUGUGAAAGAGACACCAAGCUAACCAAAUUCCACGGAAUAUAUCAACAAGACGAUCGUGAUUUGCGCAAUGAACGUAAGGAGCAAGGAUUAGAGAAAGCCUAUUCGUUCAUGGUUCGAGUGCGUGUGCCCGGCGGGGUAUCUACGCCCCAACAAUGGUUAGAUAUGGAUAAGAUUGCUGAUAUGUAUGGAAGCGGGUCGUUAAAAAUGACAACUCGGCAAGCAUAUCAAUUACACGGCGUUCUCAAGCGAAACUUAAAAGCCGCGAUCAGAGGUAUCAACAAAUGUUUGUUAGAUACGUUGGCUGCUUGUGGUGAUGUCAAUCGUAACGUCAUGUGUAAUCCGAAUCCCUACCUUUCCGAGGUUCACGGUCAGGUGUAUGAUUUUGCUAAGAAAUUGAGCGCACAUCUUUCACCCCAGACUACGGCCUACCAUGAGAUUUGGUUAGAUGAUAAUGUUGUCUCGGGUAAAGCGGUACAAGAUUUUGAACCACUUUACGGGCCAACUUAUCUUCCACGUAAAUUCAAAGUUGCAAUUGCAAUUCCUCCCAGUAAUGAUGUUGAUGUCUAUGCGCAUGAUUUGGGUUUUAUUGCUAUUUCGGAUAAAGGUAAACUUUUGGGUUACAAUGUAACCGUUGGAGGUGGAAUGGGGAUGACCCACAAUAACAAGAAGACGUAUCCUAGACUUGGUGAACUUCUCGGCUUCUGCAGACCCGAUCAGGCUAUCGACGUCGGAGAGAAGGUGAUGUUGGUUCAACGCGACUUCGGAGACCGAACCAACCGCAAACACGCACGUCUCAAGUAUACAAUCGACGACAGGGACUUGAAUUGGUUCCGUUCUGAAGUGGAAUCUCGCUUGGGAUACAAACUAGAUCCAGCGGCUCAAUAUCAUUUCGAGGAAAAUGCCGAUCGAUACGGUUGGACAAAAGGUAUAGAUGACAAAUGGCAUUUCUGUAUGUACAUAGAGAACGGUCGCGUCAAAGAUUUCCCCGGAUUACCAACCAAGACCGGCUUACGCGAAAUCGCCAAAAUACACAAGGGCGAUUUCCGAUUGACACCUAACCAACAUCUUAUCCUUGGUGAUGUUUCCGAGAAAGAUAAGCCACAAAUCGAUGAGUUGUUAAAGAAAUACAAAUUGGAUAAUCUACAGUAUACCGGUAUUAGAUUGAAUUCGAUGGCGUGUGUGGCAUUACCAACAUGUGGUCUGGCAAUGGCAGAGUCCGAAAGAUACCUUCCUCUGCUUGUGUCGAAAUUAGAAGACAUUGUAGAAGAGGUGGGACUAAGGGAUGAUGCUAUUACAAUCAGAAUGACGGGGUGUCCUAAUGGUUGCGCGCGUCCUUACGUAGCUGAAAUCGCGUUCGUCGGAAAAGCCUUGGGUACGUAUAAUGUUUAUUUGGGCGGAGGAUUUCAUGGCCAGAGGUUGAAUAAAUUAUACAAGGAAAACAUGAAGGAAGAUGCGAUCUUGAAAGAGUUGAAACCAAUUUUAUUACGAUAUUCAAAAGAAAGAUUAGAUGGCGAAAAAUUUGGCGAUUUUGUGAUUAGGGCCGGCUACGUGAAAGCCACCAUAGCUGGAAAAGAUUUUCACGACUUGUAA